This is a messenger RNA of Colossoma macropomum (tambaqui), 6099 nucleotides long. RefSeq names its product glycine receptor, alpha 1 (gene glra1). The transcript has 10 exons. Gene Ontology annotation, cellular component: postsynaptic membrane; neuron projection; synapse. Lineage: Eukaryota; Metazoa; Chordata; Actinopteri; Characiformes; Serrasalmidae. The record is from RefSeq and is a predicted model, not a curated record. Bases 912 to 2294 code for a protein of 460 amino acids. Gene Ontology annotation, molecular function: transmembrane signaling receptor activity; transmitter-gated monoatomic ion channel activity; extracellularly glycine-gated chloride channel activity. Gene Ontology annotation, biological process: signal transduction; chemical synaptic transmission; chloride transmembrane transport.
CGGAGGGCUUUGGCAGCGAUUACGCGGGGCUUCCGAGCGAUGGAAGAAGCUCUACCCACCGCAGUUCGCGCCGCUCCGCAUGUGUCGAGGGGAUUCUAAACGGAGGAAGAGAAAAUAAGAUGAAACCGAAAACGAGCCGCGUCUCCUAAACUCGACCAGACAAUGGAACGAGCUCCAUGCAGCAGUAACGACUCACCCCUGGGAAACAACUACGUAGGAAAUAAGAGCACCUGCAGAAGCACAUCAGUCAGCGCCGCCGGGGUCCCUGCGACUACGUGUGGCUGGAAACACAUGGUUUUACUGGAAUGCACGUUACUGAAAGCGUGAAGAAAGAGUAGCAGCGGUCGCGUAGGUGCAGCCUGUAAGAGAUUCUAUCAUUCACACAACUUCUGUGGGAUUCCGCUGCUCUGAGGCGGAGGAGGAGGUCGAGAGUUUCAUUUGAUUCAAACCGGACAGACUUACGAACGACCACUUUGUCAGCUGCACUCGUGAAGGAGCGAGUGCGAAGCCUCUGUGUGAGAACGCCGGCUAUGGAUUGCCCAGAGUGAACAGCUGAAAUUUCCUUUCCUCCAGUUACCUCAGUGUCUCCCCCGAAGCAGCUCUCUCUAACCGGCUGCAGUUCCGCAAGCUGCUCUGCUCUCUCUCUGUCUCUCCUUCUGUCUCUCUCUCUCCUCCUCUCUCUCUCCGCGGUAUUGUAACGUGAACUCAAGCCUCGCGUUGUGCUAAUCGAUAGCCACUGUCUGGAAAAAAUGGUCGCCUCGUCUCUAUGGUCUUAAACUAUUUUUUGGCUUACUUUUGGAUCUGCUGUAUCCCCAACGAGCCACAGAAGAAUCCAUCAUCACCACCCCGCAAGUCUGACAUCUCAGCAGGAAUUGUGCUAACGGUGGCCCAAAGCUCCUGAGCCUGCCAAAAUGUGCAGAUUAAACGCACUCGGGAUUUAUCUGUGGGAAACUAUAGUGUUUUUCAGCUUGGCAGCGUCCCAGCAAGCCGCAGCCAGGAAAGCUGCCUCCCCCAUGCCCCCUUCAGAAUUCUUGGACAAACUCAUGGGAAAAGUGUCUGGUUACGAUGCAAGAAUCAGACCUAAUUUUAAAGACCCACAAGGCUCCAAAUCGGAUGGUACUCACAAGAAAGGCCCCCCUGUGAACGUAACAUGCAACAUUUUUAUUAACAGUUUUGGAUCCAUUGCUGAAACAACAAUGGAUUACAGAGUGAACAUUUUCCUAAGACAGCAGUGGAAUGACCCGCGGCUGGCCUACAGCGAAUACCCCGACGACUCGCUCGACCUGGACCCCUCCAUGUUGGACUCCAUUUGGAAGCCUGAUCUCUUCUUCGCCAAUGAAAAAGGAGCCAAUUUCCACGAGGUCACCACCGACAACAAGCUACUGCGGAUCUCCAAGAACGGGAACGUGUUAUAUAGCAUAAGGAUAACACUGGUUCUGGCCUGCCCUAUGGACCUGAAGAAUUUUCCUAUGGAUGUGCAGACCUGUAUAAUGCAGCUGGAGAGCUUUGGCUACACGAUGAAUGAUCUGAUAUUCGAGUGGGAUGAGAAGGGGGCAGUGCAGGUGGCUGACGGACUGACGUUACCCCAGUUUAUUCUGAAGGAGGAGAAGGACCUGCGCUACUGCACCAAGCACUACAACACAGGGAAGUUCACGUGCAUCGAGGCUCGCUUCCAUCUGGAGAGGCAGAUGGGUUAUUACCUGAUUCAAAUGUACAUCCCCAGCCUGCUGAUUGUCAUCUUGUCAUGGGUGUCCUUCUGGAUCAACAUGGACGCAGCCCCUGCUCGUGUAGGCCUGGGCAUCACCACCGUGCUCACCAUGACCACCCAGAGCUCAGGGUCCAGAGCCUCUCUGCCUAAGGUCUCCUAUGUGAAAGCCAUCGACAUCUGGAUGGCCGUGUGCCUCCUGUUCGUCUUCUCUGCUCUGCUGGAGUACGCCGCCGUCAACUUCAUUGCCCGCCAGCACAAGGAGCUGCUGCGCUUCCAGCGGAGGAGGCGGCACCUCAAGGAGGACGAGGCAGGAGAAGGCCGUUUCAGCUUUGCUGCGUACGGCAUGGGCCCAGCGUGUCUGCAGGCCAAGGACGGCAUGGCCAUCAAGGGCAACAACAACAACGCCCCCACCUCCAGCAUCCCGCCUGAGAAGAGCGUGGAGGAGAUGCGUAAGCUGUUCAUCAGCCGCGCCAAGCGCAUCGACACCGUGUCCCGCGUGGCCUUCCCCCUCGUCUUCCUCAUUUUUAACAUUUUCUACUGGAUCAUUUACAAAAUCAUUCGCAGCGAGGAUAUUCACAAGCAGUAAAAACAAAGUCCUGACCGAAAAAGCCGCCGCUGUCGCCAACCACCACCCACCCCCUGCCCUCCUUUGCGCCCACUUCCUUUCCUCAACACUCACUUGCUUUUGGUGGCAAGUCCUUGGCAGAGGUAUUUACUGAUAUUCAUUUUCUUUUUUUUCUUUCGGCCCUCGUUCUCCUGAAUAAUCCGGACCUGUGCAAUAGCAAUGCAGUAAAAUGCAUGAUAUAUGAAUGUGGCAAUAUAUUUACUAAAAAAGAAAAAAAAAAUCAAAAUGACUACUUAAUAAGUAUUAGACUUUUACAGACACAUCUGGACUUCUGUGCAGAAGGAUGAAAUCUAAGGGGGGGGUUUGCUCUAGUGAGACUUUUUUCCAACUUGAAGACAUACUGCAGCAUUACUAGAAUAUGAAGGAGAGACAUGCAGCACUGUAAUAUAUCAUAUAUUUAAAACAAAACUGAAAUUUCUUCAAGAGAGGUUACUGGAAAUGGAAAGAUUACAGAUUAUGACACAGUUCGGUGCUUCCAUAAAUAAGUAAUGCAAGGGCCACUGAUGAAUAUAUAGAUGAAUGGUGAUGUCAUGAUGAAUUCCUGUCAUGAUGUCAAACUAGUGAUGGAAGCUUGAUGAAUGCCAGUCAAGAAAUAUUGUUUGUAACAAGCUGUGGUCAAUGUGUUCCUCUAUCUGUCCUUUAGACAUUUUGUUUUGUUUGUUUUGUCUGAUUAUAUGUCAUUUACUCAUGUGCCAAGUGAACAGCAUAUUGCUGUAACAUUUUUCGUCAGCUUUUGGGGUCAAAAAAUUUACCUGCACCCCUUCAUUGCUUUAUUAUACAUGGGCUUAUUCUGGAAAUGCUCUUUACUGAACAGGAGAGACACAUUUAAAAGACAUAAGACAUAUCUUCACUCUCAGCUCUGUUGGUCUGCAUUUACUUUUCACAGUGUAUUUGACAACAACCAGAAAAAAGACAUGAAGACUUGAAAUGGGGAAAGAAAGAAAAAAAAAAAAGUCAUUGCCUACCCCUCAUAAGUUUCACGUUUAAUGACUCAACCUCAGAAAAGUGUUAUUUUUAUAAGCAGCCAGUGCCAUCAUACACCUAAAAGUAUAUUUAACAGAAAAAUAUAUUUAACAACCAAAUGUGUAUUACUAUGUCUUUUAACUAUAAAACAAGCUAUGUAUUGUGCAGCAGAGUAAAUUAUUUGCAAUGUAUUUAAACACUGAUUUUGUUUACAACAUGCUUUGAUGGAAUACAUCCUCAUUUGGCUUCUCUAUGCAAGAACAAUAUAUGCAAUUAUUUUCAUUUGUUACCAUUCAAGAAGUAAAUAUGAUUAGUACUUUUUACAAGUGGCCAAUUCCACAUCACAUUGCCAUGUUUUAUAUGUAUUUAUUUAUAAAUCUAUAUAUUUAUUUAUUUGGCUCAACAAAGCACUCCAGACUUUAAAAAACCCAACUAUGCAUGGCAAGGCUAGCUUCUUUAUGUGGUGCGCAUUAUCCUUUGGCAAUUUUUCACUUUUCUAAUGUUUUGCUUUGAAUUCCUGAGACAUGCACAAGCAUAAGGAGCAAGAGGCUGUGUGUGAAUGAUGAUGUAUUACCAUUCCUGAGAUUUGUGCAGUGUUACAUUUCUUGCCAAAUUCUGUUUAUCCACUUUUGUUUUGUUUUCAGAGCCAAAGAGUAAUCGUGUUAAAAGUAUUGCCAUUGCCUUUCAGGUUUGGAAAUAAAUAACCUGAUGUAAGAGCUUCAUCUGUUAAUGAUAAAUAUGCAGAUAUUUUUUAUCUCUACAUUUUUGAUUUGUGUCAGUAUGUUGUUCAUGUGUUACUGUCCUUAUUUGUUUAGAAAAUCGAUAUAACUAACACCCAGGUUGUAACAUUUUCACAUUUUCAAAUCACUUCUGUAUAACAAGCAUAUGCUUAUAUUUUUCAGUGUUAUAGUGUAGAUAAAUAUGGAAUGGAAGUAAGAAGAUUAAGGGAUUGAGCAACAUUUUAUUUAAAGGCUACCUACAUGACAUAAAAUCUGCAUAAGCAGUAAAUGACAUUUAAACACCAAUACUUCAGUAUUUAUAAAAAGCUGUUUAGUGAUUAAUAAUCACUGAUGAAUUAUGGUAUUUUGGCCAUGAGAUAUCCUGGUUAGUGUGUUAUGCUGGAAUGACUUGGGUUCGUUGACACAUUUGCUCAUGUUUUAUGCUUUAGGUUUAUCGGUAGAACAGCUAUAAACAAAAUGCAUUUCCCUGAAAUAGGCUUGUGCUAAAUUUGAAGGGCUAUUUUAAAUUUUUGGGACAGGCACUGCUCAGAUUAAUUCACUUUUUUAAGCAUUAAAAAUCAGUUCAUCCAUUGUAAAUGAAUGUGUACUGCUUUAAAAAUGGGGUCAUGAAACUGCAGUCCUGGUGGGCUACAGAACGCACAGUUUAGUAUUUACCCAUUUCCAAACAGGCAAGUUAGCUUAUAAAAGGUUUAAUAAUUAGACUUUGAGUUAAAUUUGGUUUGCUGGGACAGAAAAAAACCUAAACUGGGCGGUUCUAUGCCCCAAGAACUGCAGAAAAAAACUAUUCCAAAUAGAGUUUCUUUUCACAUUAUAGUGCUGUUUGUAAUCAUAUAACACGGAACAUGCUUCAUUACCACCUGUUUGUUCUUGAUAUACCUUUUAUUGCUUUAUUAAGUACUGCAACAACCUGUUUAUUACAGUGAUCAGCGAUUCAUGCUUAACCCCAACAUUGGCAGCUGGAAUACUAGUCAAGUGAUGUAGGUUUUGAUCUUGACUCAACCUCAAUUAUCUUACAGAUGAAGGUCAUUUCCCUUCAUUCAUCAAAGUGUUCACGCUCUCAUCCACAUCAAUGAAGGGAUCCAUUCGAACAGAUAGAGGCACGCGAUGUAUAUUGUACAUUUGAAAUUUGCAAUAUUGCUUUAUACAUUUUAUGAUCAUUUUUGUCAGCUGUAAAGCAAAUCUGAAAGUGAACAACUUUAACAUGUCAAGAUUUGCAAAACUGAUGCUCAGUUCAGUGUUGCUGUUUCACAAAUUCCCUCAAUGAUAAACGCUGCUUAGAGCCACCUAACGUAACCAUGCUGCUGUAUUGUCCUUUAUGUGUAUGGCCACAGCCGGAGCCCCCACCGUCCCUCACCGCUAGCUACAGUUUUAGAGACUGGAGGAACCUGGAGCAGUUCACAGAAAAACUAAUACUGACCUGAGAAGAGGACAGUGCAAUGUGCAACAUCCGAUAACGUGCAACAGUGAACCCUUAUGAGGCGAAACGAUCAUGCGAAUAUCAAUUAAAUGUUUGCAUCGGUUCCUGAUAUGUUAAAUUUAUGAGGCAUGAUAUUGGUUUUGUUUACUUCUGUAUGAUUUUAUAUUUUCUGAUGUCACCUUCUUUGCCAUUUUACUGUCAACUAUCCAAGAAACGAUUCACUGAGAGUGACUAUGGGCAUGGCCGUUUCACUUGACCUCUGUACACAAAACUGUGGAGAAGGAUUUGUUUUUUGCACAAGCUGGUAUGGCCUUAAUUUUUUUGGGUUUACUUGCUUAUAUUGUGUAUUUGGCACUAAGUGCACCUCUUCAUUUGCUAAUUCUCAUAACCCAAGAGUGCACUUCCAGGCAGUGAAAAUUUCAGCAAAUCCUUUCUUUUUUUUAAUUUCUAAAUCUGAAACAUGGAAUAUUUUGCAUGAAUAUUAAAUUACAAUGGCAGAUAUUUUUGGCUUGUACAGAAAUGUGAGCAAUUUGAAGAAAAAAAAAGGAAUGUACAAUUUCUGCUGUAUCUGUAUAUAAUUAAAUAUUUAUUGAAUUAUGUCAUUAUGCUAAAGCUAAUUCUACUAUUAAAGGUUUUCUGAACAAAA